Molecule: messenger RNA, 609 nt
Organism: Adineta ricciae
Lineage: Eukaryota; Metazoa; Rotifera; Eurotatoria; Adinetida; Adinetidae
Source: the annotation of a GenBank genome assembly
AUGUCCAGUUUCGAUGAAUUCGCUUCACCUAUUCGUCAUAACCAAGUGAAUGCUUCUGUACGAUCCAGUACCGCCCAUACAGGUUCUUCGUCAUCUUCAACGCACACGGUCACAGAAUCAGUUCGUAAAAACUAUAAAAAGCUGAAAACAUUAGUGCUGAAAUUAAAGCCUGGUACUCGACAACCUGAUCUAUCAUCGCUAGACCCCAAACAACUUGACGCAUUCGUUGAUGAAAUGAUUACCGAUCUUCGAGAUACAUUUACGACCAAUAUCAAUGACUUGCGUGCACGAAUAAAAAGUGCACGACCGGAUCCGUCAGAUCCCGAUUAUGCUGAAAAAAUGCAACUCUAUCAGAACCUGUUGGUUACCAUGGUUCCAGUCAUUCAAAAAGUUCAAACUCUAGCUGAAGAUAUCUUCAAUGACCUACAAGCACUUAUGAACCAAUUAUGGGAUGAUAUUUGCAAGAACAAUGCACGAGGAGUCGACCGAUUGCUUGAUGACCACGCUCGUAGAACUGAGGCACAUAUACAAAACAGCUUUCUCGAGCCGUUCGAUGUGUUAGAAGCAAAAUUGAAUCAAAUUAAACAAAUGUACUAUUCUUCUCAUUAA